This is a messenger RNA of Cyprinus carpio (common carp), 3367 nucleotides long. It is a transcript of the gene kcnj10b, whose product is annotated as potassium inwardly rectifying channel subfamily J member 10b. Gene Ontology annotation, cellular component: plasma membrane. Gene Ontology annotation, biological process: regulation of monoatomic ion transmembrane transport; potassium ion import across plasma membrane. The record is from RefSeq and is a predicted model, not a curated record. Gene Ontology annotation, molecular function: inward rectifier potassium channel activity. Lineage: Eukaryota; Metazoa; Chordata; Actinopteri; Cypriniformes; Cyprinidae.
UUGCUCCUGAGAGAUUCAGUCAUUCUGCAGAGCUUCUGUUUAGUAACUUGUUUAGUAAAGUUUGUUUACUGAACAUCAACAUGUAGCUGAGAUCAGCAAACCUGAAUGUAGAAUCUGAUGAAUCUCAGCUUCUGAACACCUGAGCGCAUGUGUUAAUAGACUGCAGCCUCGCAGCUCUCUGAAUGACAAGAUGACGUCGGCCACACCCACUUCUUCUCACAGCCCCGCCCCUCAGAAAGUGUGCCACUCCCAGACACAGACAGACAUUCUAAAGCCUCUGCUCGGGGGGGCGGGGCAUGGGAGUCAGGUGGCACGCCGGAGGCGGGUGCUAACAAAGGAUGGGCGGAGCAACGUCCGCAUUGAGCAUGUGAGUGGGCGUGGCGCUCUGUACCUGCGUGACCCCUGGACCACCUUUGUGGACAUGCAGUGGAGGUAUAAACUGGUUCUGUUCAGUGCCACGUUUGUGGGAACCUGGUUCACCUUCGGACUGCUGUGGUACCUGCUGGCUUUGGUGCAUGGAGACCUGCUCGAGUUUGAUCCUCCAGCAAACCACAGUGUGUGUGUGAUGCAGAUGCAAACACUGACCGCAGCCUUUCUCUUCUCGCUGGAGACUCAGACCACCAUCGGAUACGGAUACCGCUGCAUCACGGAGGAAUGUCCGUCUGCCAUCGUCCUGCUCAUCAUCCAGCUCCUCAUCACCACCGCCAUGGAGAUCUUCAUCACCGGAACCUUCCUCGCCAAGGUGGCUCGACCGAAGAAGCGUGGCGGGACGAUUCGGUUCAGUCAGCAUGCUGUGAUAGCUAAUCAUGACGGCCGACCGUGUCUCAUGAUACGAGUCGCCAACAUGCGCAAGAGUCUGCUGCUGGGCUGCCAGGUGACUGGGAAGCUUUUACAGCCGUGCGUCCCGAAGGAGGGCGAGACGGUGCGUUUGGAUCAGAAGAACGUGACCUUCAGCGUGGACACAGCCAGCGAGAGCCCCUUCCUCAUCCUCCCGCUCACCUUCUACCACAUCAUCGACGAGCAGAGCCCGCUGCGCCGAUGGGCCGACAAGGGCGGAUGGACGGACCCGGACCCGGAUCCGGCUGAUUUCGAGCUGCUGGUGAUGAUGAGCUCCACAGUGGAACCCACAUCAGCCACCUGUCAGGUGCGCACCUCCUACCUGCCCGACGAGAUCCUGUGGGGCUACGAGUUUACCCCCAUCGUGUCUCUCUCUCCGACGGGCAAAUACGUGGCGUAUCUCGCGUACUUCGACAAGGUGGUGAAAACAAAGACCCCGCCCCUUUUCAAUCAGACCCCGCCCAGCGGCACUGACGGUUGCCAUGGAGACGUGAGCGGCUCGGACCCGGAGAAGAGGCGACUGGAGCAGAGCUACCGAGAGGAUGAGAGACAGACGGAGGGUGGGACCGUUAGCUCGCGCAUCAGUAACGUGUGACUCACACAAAAUAUCCAACAAGAAUGUCCUUAAAAUCAAGCACUGAAAUCAUUAAUCCUGCAUGAACAGCAUCAGCCCAAUGAUAUGCAAAAAAAUAUUAACAGCAGCAUCUGUUAUGCAUUUAAUUACUUUAUUUUUAUGCGCUUUUAAAUGCAUAAACACAGCAGGGUUAUCAUUUACAUACUGCAUGAAUAGCAUCAGACAAUUAAUUUGCAAAAAAAUAAAUAAAUAAAAAUAAAUAAAUAAAAAUAUUAACAGCAUAUAAGAUGAAUAGGAAAAUAUAUAUUUUUGUGUAGGCCUAAAGCAAAUACAUGCAAAAUACUUUUGAAAUAAUGUGCUUUUUAUAUUUUAAAAUACAGUUUAUUGGAGCUCAUAUCAUGUAAAAGAAUACAUUGAAUAUUUGUAUACAUAAAAACACACAAAUACAUAAAAAACACCUAAACGCAAGAACACAGCAGGCUUAUCAUUUACAUACUUAGCAUAAAGAAUUAAACAAAUAUUACCUUAAAAUCAAGCAUUGAAAUAAAUUAUAUAUUGCACGAGCAGCCUCAGCCCAGUAAUAUGCAAAAAAAAUGCAUGCAUUAAAAAAAACAUAUAAGCUGAAAAGGGAGAUGUAUAUUUGUGUGCAGGUCUAUAGCAUACAGUAUGUUAAAUACUUUUAAAAUAAUGUGAUUUUUAUACUUUAAAAUGCAUUUUAAUUAGAUUAUUCUAUGAGCUUUUAAGGGCUCAUAUUAUUUGAAAGAUUACAUGCGUAUGAAUAAAAACACAUUUUAAAUGCAUAAAAAGAGCAGGAUUAUCAUUAGCAUAAAAAAUUUAUAAAAAUGUCAAGCACUGAAAUCUUAAUAUUGCAUUUUCAGCAUCAGCCCAAUAAUACGCAAAAUUAUUAACACAGCAUAAGCCGAAUAGGAAAAUUGAUCAUUUUGUCUAUAUCCGCUAGUGUAUAUUUGCAAAUUAUUUUUAUUAAUAUUUGAUUAAUAUUUCAAUUUAUUUAUAACUCUAAUGAGCUCAUAUUAUUUGGAAGAUGGGAUGUAAAAAUGUAAAGUUUCACACUUCAAAGGCAAAGGCAUUUAAAAUAAACUAGGGAAGACAAGUGAUUAAAAUUAUGAAAUAUUUGAAGAGUAACAAGAGCUUUUCUUCUACAAUCGUACACAUUUGAACCUAUAAUUUUAUAUUCAUCGAUGUUAUGCAUCAAACACCAAACUGCAUAAAAACUGCAGAAAUGUCAUUUACCAACUUAGCAUUGAAAAUAAAAAAAAGAUUAAAAUGUCCUUAAAAUCAAACACAGAAAUCAUUAAUAUUGCAUAAACAGCACCAGCCCAAUAAUCAAACCAAACUGAAAAUCUUACGUUCACUUGCAUGUUAUGCCUCAACCAGCCAAAUGCAUAAAAACACAACACAAUUAUCAUUUACCCACCAUAAUGCACAGGAAGUUAAAGUUCAUAGAGAGCUAUUUAUGUUGAAGUUGUGAUUAUAUGCAUAAUUAUCUGGUUUAUUAUUGCGUUUUUGCUCCUUUCAGAACAAACCUGUGAUUGUUUCAUGCAUCUGCUGUAUGAAUGUGUUCCUGUGAUUCAUCACAUUUUCUGCUUUAGUGACUCUGACUGAAUGUUACUGUAAUGAUUUUGCACUUUGGGGUCAUUAGGAGGAUUUAUUAUUAUCCUAACGAAUCUGACAGCACUUUAGUACUGUACUCUCCUCUCUUUACACAGAGAGGCAUUAAUGCAGUGGCUCAGAAAAGUGAAAGUAGUUCUGAGAAAAUCUGCGGCAUUUGGUUGAUCAGAUGCUUUGAUUUUAUUUUUGUAUCUAAUUUCAGGAUACAUAUUUAUAUCUGUGUUUGUCUAGCGCUGAACUACUGGAAUAUUAAACUGGAUAUACAGAGAUGCAUCAAUUUCCACAUUAAUAAACAGAUGAAGAUAUGGUUAAUCUGAUGCUGAUAAA